Eurytemora carolleeae is the source of this 859-nucleotide messenger RNA. Its product is annotated as dehydrogenase/reductase SDR family member 12. Bases 26 to 787 code for a protein of 253 amino acids. The record is from RefSeq and is a predicted model, not a curated record. NCBI's taxonomy places the organism in Eukaryota, Metazoa, Arthropoda, Copepoda, Calanoida, Temoridae. The transcript is spliced from 9 exons.
CGCAUUUUGUUUCAGAUUUUUAACAAUGUCGUUAUUUCGAAAUGUUGUUUGGUUUAUGAAGGGGUCGAAGGAGUACACUUCAGGUGGUUACGCAGCUGCAGCGAAGCAUUUCAAGGCAGACGAUCUCGAUGUUAAGUGUGAUGGGAAAUCUUUUAUGAUUACAGGUGCUAACAGUGGUAUUGGAAAAGAGACUGCCCUUGAGAUUGCUAAGCGAGGAGGGACUGUUCAUUUAGUCUGCAGGAAUCCACAGUAUGGGGAAGCAGCAAAAGCUGAGAUUAUGGAGGCCACGGGCUCAUCCAACGUUCAUCUGCAUAUUCUUGAUAUGUCUCAACCCAAGAGUGUUCAUGCGUUUACAAGGAAGUUUGGAGAGGAGAAUGAAAAAUUGGAUGUACUGAUCAACAAUGCAGGGUGUAUGGUGAACACUAGAGAACUGCAAGAAGACGGAUUAGAGAAGAACUUUGCUACAAACACUCUUGGAACUCAUAUUAUAACUGUAGGUUUGAUUGAUCUGUUGAAGAAGAGUUCAGAUCCUAGAGUCGUCAUUGUAUCAUCAGGUAAUUUCCACACUAAGAUGGGAGACAAGCUGCGUACAGUGGGCCAAGGAGCAGAUACGAUGUUAUGGUUGGCAGUUGUCGACUCACUCAAGGAGAAACAACCCAGCGGACAGUUUUGGCAAGAUAGAGUUCCAGUGGCUAAACAUCUUCCCUUGGCCUGGACCAAGUCUUCGGCUGAAGAAGAGAAGAAACUGAUGGAGUCCUUGGACACUUUAACAGAGCAGUUCAAAUAGGAGUCCUUGGACGCUUUUACAGAGCAGUUCAAAUAGAAGUCCUUUUUUGUACUGUUGACUAUUGAUUGAAUU